Molecule: messenger RNA, 3540 nt
Organism: Verticillium dahliae VdLs.17
Lineage: Eukaryota; Fungi; Ascomycota; Sordariomycetes; Glomerellales; Plectosphaerellaceae
Exons: 5
Coding region: 1-3540 (1179 amino acids)
Biological process (GO): chromosome organization
Cellular component (GO): chromosome
Molecular function (GO): ATP hydrolysis activity; ATP binding; protein binding
Source: RefSeq, a predicted model, not a curated record
AUGAGGGUAAUCGAGGUUAUCAUAGACGGCUUCAAGUCGUACGCCGUCCGGACGGUCAUUUCAGGAUGGGAUGAGAGCUUCAACUCAAUCACCGGUCUCAAUGGGUCCGGCAAGUCCAAUAUCCUUGACGCAAUCUGCUUCGUCCUCGGCAUCACGAACAUGACGACAGUGCGAGCCCAGAAUCUCCAGGACCUCAUCUACAAGCGUGGCCAAGCUGGUGUCACGAAAGCGAGCGUCACCAUCGUCUUCGACAACAGAGACAAGAAGAAGUCGCCGAUCGGUUUCGAGGAGUAUGCGACCAUCAGCGUCACCCGACAGAUCGUCCUCGGCGGAACCUCCAAGUACCUGAUCAACGGGCAUAGGGCGCAGCAGCAGACGGUACAGAACCUUUUCCAGUCGGUGCAACUGAACAUCAACAACCCCAACUUUCUCAUCAUGCAGGGACGCAUCACCAAAGUCCUCAACAUGAAGCCUGUCGAGAUCCUCUCCAUGAUCGAGGAAGCCGCCGGCACACGCAUGUUUGAGGACCGACGAGACAAGGCGUUCAAGACCAUGGCAAAGAAGGACAUGAAGCUGCAGGAGAUCACGGAGCUGCUGCGCGACGAGAUUGAGCCCAAGCUCGAGAAGCUGAGAACCGAAAAGCGCGCAUUCCUCGACUUCCAACAAACCCAGAACGACAUGGAGCGCCUCACCAGAGUCGUCGUCGCCCACGACUAUGUGAGGUGUCAGGAGAAGCUGCAACAGUCGGCGGCAGAUCUGGACGGCAAGAAGCAAAGGCAGAAGGACCUCGAACAAUCGGCUGUCCGCCUCAAGAGCGAAAUCUCGCAUCUAGAGGAGGAUGUGCAGAGGGUCCGGGCCCAGCGCGACAAGGAGCUCAAGAAGGGGGGCAAGGCGCAAGGCCUGGAGGAUCUGGUCAAGAAGCACUCGAACGAGCUGGUGCGCCUUGCCACCGUCAUGGACCUGAAACAGUCCAGUCUCAACGAGGAGGCUGAGAAGAAGGUCGCUGUCGAGACAACCGUGACCGAGCUCGAGACGGCUCUGCAGGAGAAGACAAAGGCGUACGAAGCCAUCAAGGCAAAGUACGAUGCUGCCAAGGACGAAGUUGAGGCGCAGGGCCGGGAGGCAGACUCCAAGGAGGAACUGCUGCAGACGUUACAGACUGGUGUCGCGUCCAAAGCCGGCCAGGAAGGUGGUUAUCAGGGCCAGCUGCAGGACGCCAGGAAUCGCGCAACGACGGCGGCGACCGAGCAGGAGCAAGCCAAGAUGAAAAUUGCCCACCUCGAGAAGCGAAUCAAGGAAGAGGAGCCUCGUGCGAAAAAAGCCAAGGAACAGAACGCAGGCCUUCUCAACGACCUGGAGGACCUCAAAGUCCAGCAGCAGAGACUUGAAAAGGAGCUUGGCAAGCUCGGCUUCCAACCUGGCCAAGAGGAGGAGAUGUACCAGCAGCAGUCUGGUCUUCAACAACGGAUCCGUACGCUGCGUCAAGAGUCGGAUGCACUGAAGAGAAAGGUUGCCAACAUCGACUUCAACUACCACGACCCAGUGCCCAAUUUCGAUCGAUCCAAGGUCAAGGGACUUGUUGCGCAGCUAUUCACCCUCGAUAAGGAUCACACAGAAGCCGGGACUGCGCUCGAGAUCUGCGCUGGAGGCCGCCUUUACAACGUCGUGGUAGACUCUGAAGUGACCGGCACACAGCUUCUGAAGGGCGGCAAGCUUCGCAAGCGAGUCACCAUCAUUCCCCUCAACAAGAUUGCGGCUUUCAAAGCUUCAGCUCAGACGAUUGCUACAGCGCAGAAGAUUGCGCCCGGCAAGGUCGAUCUGGCUUUGUCUCUUGUUGGCUACGAUGACGAAGUGUCGUCGGCCAUGGAGUAUGUGUUUGGCAACACGCUUGUAUGUGCCGACGCAGAGACAGCCAAGAAGGUCACGUUUGACCCGAAUGUCAGGAUGAGGAGCAUCACGCUUGAGGGCGAUGCCUACGAUCCCUCGGGUACACUGUCUGGCGGCAGCUCACCCAACUCAAGCGGAGUGCUGGUCACUUUGCAAAAGCUGAACGAGCUCACCCGACAGCUGAAGGAGGCCGAGUCGACGCUGACGAACCUUCAAGUGACCAUUUCACGAGAGAAGUCCAAACUCGACCACGCCCGCAAGAUCAAGCAGGAGCUGGACCUCAAGAGCCACGAGAUCAAGCUCGCCGAGGAGCAGAUUGCUAGCAACUCGUCCUCUUCUAUCAUUCAGGAGGUUGCCAACAUGAAGGAGACCAUCAUCCAACUGAAGAACGACAUGGCGGACGCAAAGAAGCGACAUGCCGAGGCCCUCGCCGACGAAAAGAGGAUAAACAAGGACAUGCAAGACUUCGACAGCAACAAGGACGCCAAGUUGAUCGAGCUGCAGAAAGCCCUGGAUAAGCUGCGGGCGACGCUGAGCAAGAGUGCUGCUUCGGUCAAGACGGUGCAGAAGGAGCUCCAGGGCGCGCAGCUCGACUCGGAGCAAGUGGCUGGGGAUCUGUCUGGCGCCCGCGAACAGCUGCAGGAGGUCGAGGUCGCCAUCAAGGCGCAGCAGCAAGAUAUCGAGGGCCUCGUCCAGCAACAGGCCGAGCUCAAGGACACGCAUGAUGCGGUGCAGGCCGAGCUGGACGAUGAGCGGGCAAAGCUGCACGGAUUCGACGACGAGCUCCGUGCGCUGGAGGAAGCCACGCGGUCCAAAAACGCGCGCGUCGCGGAAGAGGGUCUCGAGAUGCAGACGCUCGGUCACCAGGUGGAAAAGUUCCACAAGGAGCAGCAGUCGGCGUUGCAGACGGUCGCGUACAUGGAGAAGGACCACGACUGGAUCGCGGACGAGAAGGACAACUUUGGCCGCUCCGGCACGCCGUACGACUUCAAGGGCCAGAACAUCAGCGAGUGCAAGGCCACGCUGCGGAACCUGACGGACCGCUUCCAGGGCAUGAAGAAGAAGAUCAACCCCAAGGUCAUGAACAUGAUCGACAGCGUGGAGAAGAAGGAGGUUUCGCUCAAGCACAUGAUGAAGACGGUCAUCCGCGACAAGCGCAAGAUUGAGGAGACCAUUCUCAGCCUGGACGACUACAAGAAGAAGGCUCUGCACGAGACGUGGGUCAAGGUCAACGGCGACUUUGGCCAGAUCUUCAACGAGCUGCUGCCAGGAAGUUUCGCCAAGCUGGACCCGCCUGAGGGCAAAACGAUCAGCGACGGCCUCGAGGUGAAGGUGUCUCUGGGCAAGGUCUGGAAGCAGAGCCUGACGGAGCUGUCUGGUGGCCAAAGGUCUCUCAUUGCUCUUUCGCUCAUCAUGGCCCUUUUGCAAUUCAAGCCUGCGCCCAUGUACAUUCUCGACGAGGUCGAUGCGGCGUUGGAUCUUUCCCACACGCAAAACAUUGGCCGGCUCAUCAAGACGCGGUUCAAGGGGUCACAGUUCAUCGUCGUCAGUCUCAAGGACGGCAUGUUCCAGAACGCCAACCGCAUCUUCCGCACGCGCUUCAGCGAGGGUACGAGUAUGGUGCAGGCGUUGACGCCGGCGGACUUGAAAUGA